AUGGAAGACAACACGACGACCGAGAUUGCCACGGCGACUGAAGCUGCCACCACUACCGCCGCGACGACUGCAACGGAGGCUACAUCGGCUAUACCUUUCAUCAGCAAUGCUGGAUUCGACGAUGACGAUUCAUCUGUCGCACCUUGGGAACUCUACUACGUUAGCGAGUUUGACGUAUCCAUCGCCUCUGAUGUCAAGCAUGACGGACGCAAUUCUGCUCUCAUGGCAAAAAGCCUAGGGGGGACACAACUCAUAGAUUACAUCAGACAGCCGCUCCAGGGCUCCAUCACUGCUGGUGUCACCUAUACCAUGUCCGCCUGGGCUCAUAUGCUCAUAUCAAAGCAACGCUUGGACGGAUGCCACGCCCAUUGA
This is a messenger RNA of Fusarium musae, 372 nucleotides long. RefSeq lists its product as uncharacterized. The transcript has 2 exons. The record is from RefSeq and is a predicted model, not a curated record. NCBI's taxonomy places the organism in Eukaryota, Fungi, Ascomycota, Sordariomycetes, Hypocreales, Nectriaceae. Bases 1 to 372 code for a protein of 123 amino acids.